UUCCCUGUGUCAGAUUUAUAACGAUCGUCGUCAGCUUUGUCCAUAUCCAGUGUGAAUUUGCUUUCGUUAUUUAAGUAGACUCGAGUUUUUUGUGAUACAGUUAAGAGUAAAAUUUUAAUAACCACCUGCGAAUUAAAUUUGUAAUUAUGGCUGAUGGAAAGAAUCCUGAUGAUUUGGCCACCGCAAUUCUCCGUAAGAAAGAUCGUCCAAACAGGCUUUUAGUUGAAGAAGCAGUCAACGAUGACAAUUCAGUCGUUGCUCUCUCACAGGCCAAGAUGGAUGAACUCCAGCUAUUCCGUGGCGAUACAGUAUUAUUGAAGGGGAAAAGACGGAAGGAAACUGUCUGUAUAGUACUUUCGGAUGACACUUGUAGCGAUGAGAAAAUCCGCAUGAAUAGAAACGUCAGAAAUAACCUCCGUGUGCGUUUGUUAGAUGUUGUGUCUAUCCAGCCGUGCCCAGAUGUAAAGUAUGGUAAAAGGAUCCAUGUGCUUCCUAUAGAUGAUACAGUAGAAGGUCUCACAGGAAACCUCUUCGAAGUGUACUUAAAACCAUACUUCUUGGAAGCUUACCGGCCCAUCCAUAAAGAUGACGUAUUUGUUGUCCGUGGUGGCAUGAGAGCAGUUGAAUUUAAGGUUGUUGAGACAGAUCCAGCACCAUACUGUAUCGUUGCCCCCGACACAGUCAUCCAUUGCGACGGUGAUCCGAUAAAACGUGAAGAAGAGGAGGAAGCAUUAAAUGCUGUUGGUUACGACGACAUCGGCGGUUGCAGAAAGCAACUGGCACAGAUUAAGGAGAUGGUUGAAUUGCCGUUGCGGCAUCCAUCACUUUUCAAAGCGAUUGGUGUCAAACCACCACGCGGUAUAUUGUUGUAUGGUCCGCCGGGUACCGGUAAAACUCUCAUAGCGAGAGCCGUUGCCAACGAAACAGGAGCGUUCUUCUUCUUGAUUAACGGUCCUGAGAUCAUGAGUAAGUUAGCUGGAGAAUCGGAGAGUAACUUACGUAAGGCUUUCGAGGAAGCCGACAAAAAUUCACCGGCCAUCAUCUUCAUCGAUGAGUUGGAUGCCAUUGCGCCUAAGAGGGAGAAAACUCAUGGUGAAGUGGAGAGACGUAUUGUGUCUCAACUUCUUACCCUGAUGGAUGGCAUGAAGAAGAGCUCUCACGUCAUAGUCAUGGCCGCUACUAACAGACCUAACUCCAUCGAUCCUGCUCUUCGUCGUUUUGGUCGUUUCGACAGGGAAAUUGACAUUGGUAUUCCUGAUGCUACUGGUCGUUUGGAGGUCUUACGUAUUCACACCAAAAACAUGAAGCUUGCUGACGACGUCGACUUGGAACAGAUUGCUGCCGAAACUCAUGGUCAUGUUGGUGCCGAUUUGGCCUCUCUAUGUUCCGAAGCGGCUCUGCAGCAGAUCCGUGAGAAAAUGGACCUCAUCGACUUGGAAGACGACCAGAUUGACGCCGAAGUUCUGAACUCCCUCGCAGUUACCAUGGAGAAUUUCCGCUACGCCAUGACAAAGAGCAGUCCAAGCGCUCUCAGAGAAACUGUGGUCGAGGUACCGAACAUCAGUUGGGACGACAUCGGCGGCUUACAGAAUGUCAAGAAGGAACUGCAAGAAUUGGUGCAGUACCCAGUGGAACAUCCCGACAAGUUUCUUAAGUUUGGUAUGCAGCCGUCCCGUGGUGUGCUAUUCUACGGCCCGCCUGGUUGCGGUAAGACGCUUCUAGCGAAAGCCAUCGCCAAUGAAUGCCAGGCCAACUUCAUAUCAGUCAAGGGUCCCGAGCUGCUUACCAUGUGGUUUGGUGAAUCGGAAGCUAAUGUCAGGGAUAUAUUCGAUAAGGCCAGAUCAGCCGCUCCGUGCGUGCUGUUCUUCGAUGAAUUAGAUUCCAUCGCAAAGUCUAGAGGAGGCAACGUAGGGGACGCCGGUGGGGCGGCGGACAGAGUUAUCAACCAAAUUUUAACGGAGAUGGACGGCAUGGGCGCCAAGAAAAAUGUAUUCAUCAUCGGCGCCACGAACAGACCGGAUAUUAUCGAUCCUGCCAUCCUGAGACCCGGCAGGUUGGAUCAGCUGAUAUACAUCCCUCUGCCGGACGAAAAGUCCAGAGAGGCCAUCUUCAGGGCGAACCUGAGAAAGUCCCCAGUAGCGAAGGAUGUAGAUCUGACGUACAUAGCCAAAGUGACACACGGUUUCUCGGGCGCUGAUCUCACGGAAAUCUGCCAGCGCGCCUGCAAACUGGCCAUCAGGCAGAGCAUAGAGAGCGAGAUCAGACGCGAGAGGGAGAGGGCUACGAAUCCGAACGUUGCCAUGGACUUGGAUGAGGACGAUCCGGUCCCAGAAAUAACAAGGGCUCACUUCGAAGAGGCGAUGCGUUACGCCAGGAGAUCCGUCUCAGAUAAUGACAUCCGCAAGUACGAGAUGUUCGCGCAAACACUUCAGCAGAGCCGUGGGUUCGGAACGAACUUCCGUUUCCCAACGGCCGCCGGUGGCCCGGCCGCCACGGGAGGUACAGCGGGAGAUCAGGCGAACUUCCAGGACGAUCCAGAAGAUGACUUGUACAGCUAGAUCGUCGGGUCCCAGUAAGCACCAAUUUUAUUUUUUGUAUUUAUUUACAAUUUAUUACAAGAAUUCAGUUAGAUAACAGUUUAUUGAAAAUUUAAAUUCGUAUGUUGAUGAUAGUUUUGGAAUAUAAUAAAAGUUUGUCGAAACGGCA
Messenger RNA from Anoplophora glabripennis (Asian longhorned beetle), 2706 nucleotides. It is a transcript of the gene TER94, whose product is annotated as transitional endoplasmic reticulum ATPase TER94. The coding region runs from base 147 to 2558 and encodes 803 amino acids. Gene Ontology annotation, biological process: mitotic spindle disassembly; autophagosome maturation; retrograde protein transport, ER to cytosol. Gene Ontology annotation, molecular function: ATP binding; ATP hydrolysis activity; polyubiquitin modification-dependent protein binding. The transcript is spliced from 7 exons. The record is from RefSeq and is a predicted model, not a curated record. Gene Ontology annotation, cellular component: nucleus; cytosol; VCP-NPL4-UFD1 AAA ATPase complex. Lineage: Eukaryota; Metazoa; Arthropoda; Insecta; Coleoptera; Cerambycidae.